AAAUCAAAUAUCCACAACACACAAAUCAUCAGCCCCUCUCAACCAUCAUUAUCAUCAUCUUCUUCCUGUAAAUUUUGCAGCCAUGAUCCCUUCUGAGAUCAGAGGAACAAGCCACUGCCUAACCCCAGACAAGCCAUUCUUAAUCCCACAAAACAUCACCACCUUUCUUCCCGACACAAACCUUUUCACAAACCUCGACAUAACCAACCUCCUUGGGACGACCACAACCCAUCAUCAUCUUCUUCUUCACAGUGAAUUUAACAAUAAUGUUGUUCCUGCUUCUUCUUCAACCUCUGAUGAAGCUGAAGAGAAGCAGACAAGCAUGAUCGAUGAGAGGAAACAGAGACGAAUGAUAUCUAACAGAGAGUCAGCUCGAAGGUCGAGGAUGAGGAAACAGAGACACAUGGAUGAGCUGUGGUCGCAGGUGGUUAGACUCAGGACAGAGAACCACAACCUUAUUCAUAGACUCAACCAUGUGUCAGAGUCCCAUGACAGGGCUCUUCAGGAGAAUGUUAAGCUCAGGGAAGAAGCUUCUGAUCUUCGCCAGAUGGUUGCAGAUCUGCAGAUCGGCUCACCUUUUGCCAAUACCCUCACGGAUUUUGAUGACUUCUGAGAUUUCUAUGAACAUUAACAUGAACAACACCACACAGACAAAAUACAUCAAAGUUUCGUACUUUUUUUCUGUGUCGUAUGUAUGAUGUUCUGUAUUGCUCUGUUUCUUACUUUCUUUACUCUUGCGAGCUGAAUGAGUUUUACAAGCAGGUUAUCCAAUAACAGCUCUACGUGCCUCUGUUUAUUUUUUUGCCCCCCAAGUUUUUUUCUGGUUUUCUCAAUGACACCAUCAAAUUUUGGUUCUGUUCACAACUCAAUGGUACGAAAAAUAACUGUGUUUGAUGUAUCAUUUUCACAUCUUCCAAC
Messenger RNA from Neltuma alba, 918 nucleotides. RefSeq names its product basic leucine zipper 43-like. Gene Ontology annotation, molecular function: DNA-binding transcription factor activity. The record is from RefSeq and is a predicted model, not a curated record. The coding region runs from base 83 to 613 and encodes 176 amino acids. Lineage: Eukaryota; Viridiplantae; Streptophyta; Magnoliopsida; Fabales; Fabaceae. Gene Ontology annotation, biological process: regulation of DNA-templated transcription. The transcript has a single exon.